AACAGGAAGCUUUUCUUACUCAUGAGAGAUCUUUGUUCACUGCCGACUCUGCUUUGACUGCAUCUGCAAAUGGAAAGGUUUAAUAUCCUCCUUUUGAUAAUGGCAGUGACUGUGCAAGUAACAUCUCAAGACAGCACUGGUGAACCUCCUAUUCAGAUUUCCAAGCCGAAGAUUACUCUGAAUCCAUCUCAUGCGGUGCUGUACAGCACAGAGACAGUCACUCUGCACUGUGAGGUCCCUGAGGAACCAACGGGGUUACAGUAUGACUGGUACAAGGACUCAGCUGAUCUUAGUGAACAUCAGCCCAGCAUAACUGUGAGAGGCAGUGGAACAUAUGAAUGCAAAGCAAAAAAAGGAGCUUCUGAGUCAGAAAAAAGUGCUAGUUACACUUUAACUCUAAAAGAUCCUCCUAAAGCAAAGCUGACUAUGGAUCCUAAAUGGACAGAGUUUUUCCCAAAUGAAAACAUCAAUCUGCAGUGUGAAAUUGAAGGUGGUUCUUCAGGCUGGACCUUCCAGUGGAUGAAAGAUACCUGGACUUCAGAAAACAACAGUGUCUUAGCAAUCACUUUAAAACACUCUGACUCUGGAAAAUAUUCCUGUAAAGGAAAACUCAAAAACAGACAAGUAACUACUCAACAAAGUAAUGCAUUUCAACUGAAUGUCAAAGUACCACCUGAACCAAAAAUCCAGUCUGAUUGGACAGAAGCGUUUCCUGGUGAAAAAGUGUCUUUGCAGUGUGUGAUUCAAGGUGUUUCAGAAAACUGGAAUUAUAUGUGGUUCAAUGAUUUAGGCAAAAUCUUCUCCAGUGGUGAAACAAUCAUAAAAGGGAACACUCUCACACUCUCAGUAAAGUCCAGUCAUAACUAUAUGUGUCAAGCUAAGCUGCAGGGCAGAAAGGUGACGACUGCAAAAAGCACACCACAUUUGAUAACAGUUAAAGAACUGCCUCAGCUGAAAUUGUCAAUAGAGUCUCAAUGGAAUAUGUUUUACCCAACUGAGAAAGUGACCAUGAAGUGUUCAGUUGAUGAUGAGUCAAAUAAAUGGGGCUAUGAAUGGUUUAAAAAUGGAGAUUUGCUUGAAGAGGAUGAGAACAUUUCCUUUUCUGGAAACACACUCUCCAUCAGCUCAGCAAAAGCGGGUCAUUCAGGACAGUAUACCUGCAGAGGAAAACAUCUGACGAGAACAUCAGUGACUACAACAGAAACUGAAGCUGUGCAACUUCAUAUUCAGGACAUCAAACCAAAACCAACCAUCACAAAAAAUGAAUGGUUUAAAUUCUUCUACACUGAGGAGCGAGUCCAGCUUAAAUGUAACAUGACAGGAGUAGGUUGGGAAUACCACUUGUAUAAAGACUUAAAGCUUCGGAUCACAAAUCCAGAAUUGACCAUUGACGCAGUAUCUCUGAAUGACGCUGGUGACUAUUACUGCAAAGCACAGAGAGGAGACUUCUCAGUGGACAGUGAGACUCUACAAGUGCGAGUUCAGAAACCACCUGAACCACAAAUCCGGUCUGACUGGACAGAAGCAUUUCCUGGUGAAAAAGUGUCUUUGCAGUGUGUGAUUCAAGGUGUUCCAGAAAAUUGGAAUUAUAUGUGGUUCAAGAACUCAAGCAAAAUCUUCUCUAGUGGUGACACAAACACAACAGGGAACACUCUCAUACUCUCAGUAAAGUCCAGUCAUUACGGGGCCUACAUGUGUCAAGCUGAGCUGCAGGGCAGAAAGGUGACGACUGCAAAAAGCACACCACAUUUGAUAACAGUCCAUGGAUCACAGCCAACAAUCCUUCUGCAGCAAGAUCCAUCACACCCAGCGAUCUACACUGGAGAACAAGUCAAACUCACUUGUAGCAUUCAAGAGAAGACUUCAAAAUGGCAAUAUUUUUGGCAAAAAGAUUCACAGCAAGUAAACACUGACAACAAUCCCAUUUACACUAUUCAAAAUGCUACAUGCUCUCAACAAGGGAAUUACACUUGUCAAGUAAGAAGGGGAGAGACGACAUAUACAAAGUCUACAAUAUUGACAAUAAGAGAGCCACCUAAACCAAAUCUGUCAAUAGAGUCUCAAUGGCAUAUGUUUUACCAAACUGAGAAAGUGACUCUGAAGUGUUCAGUUGAUGAAGAGUCAAAUAAAUGGGGCUAUGAAUGGUUUAAGAAUGGAGGUUUGGUUAAAAGAGAUGAGAACAUUUCCUUUUCUGGAAACACACUCUCCAUCAGCUCAGCAAAAGCGAGUCAUUCAGGACAGUAUACCUGCAGAGGAAAACAUCUGACGAGAACAUCAGUGACUACAAGAGAAACUGGAGCUGUGCAACUUCAUAUUCAGGACAAGAAACCAAAACCAACCAUCACAAAACAUGAGUGGUUUGAAUUCUUCUACACUGAGGAGCGAGUCCAUCUUAAAUGUAACAUGACAGGAGUAGGUUGGGAAUACAAGUGGUAUAAAGACUUAAACCUUUGGAUUGCAAAUCCAGAAUUGACCAUCAACGCAGUAUCUCUGAAUGACGCUGGUGACUAUUACUGCAAAGCACAGAGAGGAGACUUCUCAGUGGACAGUGAGACUCUACAAGUGCGAGUUCAGAAACCACCUGAACCACAAAUCCAGUCUAACUGGACAGAAGCAUUUCCUGGUGAAAAAGUGUCUUUGCAGUGUGUGAUUCAAGGUGUUCCAGAAAACUGGAAUUAUAUGUGGUUCAAGAACUCAAGCAAAAUCUUCUCUAGUGGUGAAACAAACAUAACAGGGAACACUCUCAUACUCUCAGUAAAGUCCAGUCAUGACGGGGCCUACAUGUGUCAAGCUGAGCUGCAGGGCAGAAAUGUGAUGACUACAAAAAGUACACCACAUUUGAUAACAGUCCAUGGAUCACAGCCAACAAUCCUUCUGCAGCAAGAUCCAUCACACCCAGAGAUCUACACUGGAGAACAAGUCAAACUCACUUGUAGCAUUCAAGAGAAGACUUCAAAAUGGCAAUAUUUUUGGCAAAAAGAUUCACAGCAAGUAAACACUGACAACAAUCCCAUUUACACUAUUCAAAAUGCUACAUGCUCUCAACAAGGGAAUUACACUUGUCAAGUAAGAAGGGGAGAGAUGACAUAUACAAAGUCUACAAUAUUGACAAUAAGAGAGCCACCUAAACCAAAUCUGUCAAUAGAGUCUGAAUGGAAUAUGUUCUACCAAACUGAGAAAGUGACUCUGAAGUGUUCAGUUGAUGAAGAGUCAAAUAAAUGGGGCUAUGAAUGGUUUAAAAAUGGAGGUUUGGUUAAAAGAGAUGAGAAGAUUUCCUUUUCUGGAAACACACUCUCCAUCAGCUCAGCAAAAGCGAGUCAUUCAGGACAGUAUACCUGCAGAGGAAAACAUCUGACGAGAACAUCAGUGACUACAAGAGAAACUGAAGCUGUGCAACUUCAUAUUCAGGACAAGAAACCAAAACCAACCAUCACAAAACAUGAGUGGUUUGAAUUCUUCUACACUGAGGAGCGAGUCCAGCUUAAAUGUAACAUGACAGGAGUAGGUUGGGAAUACAAGUGGUAUAAAGACUUAAACUUUCGGAUCACAAAUCCAGAAUUGACCAUCAACGCAGUAUCUCUGACUGACGCUGGUGACUAUUACUGCAAAGCACAGCGAGGAAACUUCUCAGUGGACAGUGAGACUCUACAAGUGCGAGUUCAGACUCGUCCACCUGCAUUUCUGAGAAUGGAGACUGAACUGAGCGACAUCAUGACUGGGGAUGUGACUCUGAGGUGUAACGUCUCAGACGGCAGACAGUGGAACUACACCUGGUUCAUGAACGGACAGGAGCUCAAUGGAUCCUCAGAUGUACUCAAAGUGACAGGAAAUGAAGAAACAAUCAAAAGUGAAUUCAAGUGCAAGGGAAUAAACACAAAGAGACCACUGUACUCCGCUCUGAGUGACGGCUCCAUAGCCAAUAAUAUUAUUUUUAAAAGAAAGAUACUGCUGGCCAUCUCAGGAAGUCUCGUCUGUUGUAUUGUAAUCCUGAUCAUUGGAUGCAUCGUUCUAAAAAUCACCCGUAAACCAGGGGUAAAAGAAACAGCACCAGAGGAUUUGUUAUUCUCAAUGACAGACUCCAAGAAUCAAACUAUUUCACCCAUGAAGGAGUACAUGGACAACAGACAAACAGAGCUGGAGGAAUGUCAGGAAAAAGCAGAACUAAUCUUAGACCAUGCUUCAGCUGUUCAUGAGGAUGGUGUGAUUAAAGAUGAAGACGCACCAGCAUCAGUAGCCAAUGGCCUGACAUCAUUCAAAGGACUCUGUGAAUAAUUUCGCCAGCAAUCAACAUGCACUGAGGCACAGCUUAAUGACAUAUGCUCAUUUUAAAACGACUGCAUUAGUACUUUGUCUAGCAGGAACUGCACUUUUGUACACUUUUAUAAGCUGAAAACCAGCUUGUUUGCAAAUUUAAAACAAAAACAAACAACAAAAUGUAGAACUGCAGUAUUGUAGAGACCUACUGUUUUUAAAUGAAGACAGUGAUUUUAUGGGGAGAUGAAUAACAGACGGUAAGAAAUAACAAUGUUCAGAAGUAAUAAUAAUAAUAAGUUAUUUCUGUACAUAUCUGUACAUACCCAUAAUAUCUGUUUCAUAAUGCAAAUAUUACAACACAACAAUACAGAAAGCAAAAAAGAAAAAAAUGUUGAUUGUAAUACAUUCACUGGAUUAUUUUGCUACAGUAAUUUAUUUGCAUAUUAAAAAAAAAAGCUUUUAUUUUUUUCCUCUAUAUGAUUGCCAUAUGCUUACAAUUUUUUAUUGAAGAUAUUUUCUUAAAACUAUUGUUUUUCUUUCCAAGAUUGUUUUAAGUGUUAUGGUUGUGGAUUUUUUACAUUUAAAUAAACAAGUUUA
Cyprinus carpio (common carp) is the source of this 4851-nucleotide messenger RNA. RefSeq names its product titin-like. Gene Ontology annotation, biological process: cell surface receptor signaling pathway. Bases 70 to 4272 code for a protein of 1400 amino acids. The record is from RefSeq and is a predicted model, not a curated record. The transcript is spliced from 22 exons. NCBI's taxonomy places the organism in Eukaryota, Metazoa, Chordata, Actinopteri, Cypriniformes, Cyprinidae. Gene Ontology annotation, molecular function: transmembrane signaling receptor activity.